This is a messenger RNA of Diprion similis, 3193 nucleotides long. It is a transcript of the gene SCaMC, whose product is annotated as calcium-binding mitochondrial carrier protein SCaMC-2. Gene Ontology annotation, cellular component: mitochondrial inner membrane. Bases 309 to 1736 code for a protein of 475 amino acids. The transcript has 9 exons. Gene Ontology annotation, molecular function: ATP transmembrane transporter activity; calcium ion binding. The record is from RefSeq and is a predicted model, not a curated record. Gene Ontology annotation, biological process: transmembrane transport. NCBI's taxonomy places the organism in Eukaryota, Metazoa, Arthropoda, Insecta, Hymenoptera, Diprionidae.
GCGGUCUGUACUUAUACUGUGUAGUCGCAGUGCGGCUGAUUUUCGAUUUUCGUAAGUUAAGCGUGAAACUAAAGAUAACAGUGAGCGUUAAUUCGGAUCCCGUUAACAGUGGUAAACAACGAAGUGGUAAACGUAGCCGACGUGGUAACGUGAGCCGUGAAAUUAUGCAGUUUUUAACACUCCGAGUUGGCGGAAUCUAAGCCCUGAGGUGCGUCGUCGUUGGUGAAAAUAGUGACCUCAUUGAGCGCGGCCGCCUAGCCGUACGUCGUUGUUACCCAGACGGGAUAAAUUCGAGAUACGUGAUAAAUAUGCCGGGGCGUAACAACGUGCACGGCGUCAUGCCGCCCCAUUAUCUUCACGAGUUGCCGGCCGAAGACGAGGAGCGGCUCGAAAAGAUAUUCAACAAACUCGACCUGGACGGCAACGGGAGGAUCGACGUACACGAUUUGUCAAAGGCCCUCCACGAUGUCGGCGUGCAUAGACGAUACGCCGAGAAAUUUUUGGCGGAGUCCGACCGAAACAAGAGCGGCGACAUCAGCUUCGCAGAAUUCAUUCAUUACGUGCGGGAACACGAAAGGAAUCUGCGCCUGCAAUUCUCGAACUUGGACAAAAAUCGAGACGGAAAAAUCGAUCUCGAAGAACUGAUCAGAGCCUUCAAAGACUUGGGCGUUGAAAUGGAUCGAACAGAAGCGACUAAAUUAUUACAGAGGAUGGACCAGGAUGGAAGCUUGAAUAUCAGUUUUGACGAAUGGCGCGAUUUUCUUCUCUACGCACCGACCAACGAUAUUCACGAAUUGAUCCGCUACUGGCGACACUCGACCUACCUCGACAUCGGUGAGGAUAUGGGCGUACCUGAUGACUUUACCAAAAGCGAAAUGGUCUCGGGUAUGUGGUGGAGGCAUCUAUUGGCUGGUGGAAUCGCUGGCGCUGUUUCACGAACCUGUACGGCACCUCUCGACCGUAUUAAAGUAUACCUACAGGUACAUGGAACGAGACAGUGUAACAUAUCAUCCUGUUUCAAACACAUGCUGAGAGAAGGCGGUGCGCUAAGUCUCUGGAGAGGGAAUGGUAUCAAUGUACUUAAGAUCGGUCCUGAAACUGCGCUUAAGUUCAUGGCCUAUGAACAAAUUAAGAGAAUGAUAAAGGGAGACGAUUCUCGAGAACUUAGCAUUUACGAAAGAUUCAUUGCUGGAUCUAUCGCCGGUGGAGCCAGUCAAUCAGCCAUAUAUCCACUCGAGGUACUAAAAACGCGGUUGGCUCUUCGAAAAACAGGGGAAUUCACCAGCAUCAUAGACGCGAUGCAAAAAAUUUAUAGUUCCGGUGGUCUGAAAUGUUUUUACCGAGGGUACGUUCCCAAUCUCAUCGGAAUACUGCCAUAUGCUGGAAUUGAUCUGGCUGUUUACGAGACUCUGAAGAACAGUUACAUACGCACGCAUCAGAAAGACGAACAUCCGGCAUUCUGGCUUCUGCUGCUUUGCGGAACGGCUUCAAGUACGGCUGGUCAAGUCUGUUCGUAUCCUCUAGCUCUAGUCAGAACUAGGUUACAAGCUCAAGUAACACCAUACAGAACUCCGAAUACCAUGGUUGCUGUAUUUCAAGAUAUACUUCACCGAGAAGGUUUUCGUGGGCUUUACCGAGGCUUGACGCCUAACUUUUUAAAGGUUGCUCCUGCUGUAUCCAUUAGCUAUGUUGUAUACGAACACUUCAGACAGGCUCUGGGUGUUAACAUGACGUGAUGAAUAUAUUUAUUAGGGGACAUUAAUUCUAUUAAAUUAUUGUGUAAUUAUAUGAUAAAAGUUAUGCUAAAUCUGCAAGCUAGCAUGAAGCAAGCCGUGCAGGCAGGCCUGCACGCUACUUCGCCCUUCCUUCCUUUGACUAAAGCAGCUUAUUUCUUACUGAAGUUGUCAUAAAUGUUAUAAAUUAUUUGCUACUUAAAAGUUUGAGAAAAAAAAGUAAAUUAAAAAAAUAACAAAAUACAAUCAAAACAAUUGAUAUCGAUGCUACAAGAGUCGCCAGAGGGAGAGGCAAGAUAUUCCAGCGUUAUCGAGACGUUCCAGGCUGAUGGUUGGUGCACUUCCAAUGCAAAGAGUGGAGUUAUCUUGAAAAUUGAGGAUAACAAAAAGUGGAUUAAUCAAUAAAUUGAUUGGUUGAUCAAAAAUUCGAUGUUUCGGUUGAAUGUAAACAGUGAUACGAGCGUUAAUUAAACUAGAAAAAGAAAAGGGGGAACGAACAUACUACUUAAAAACCACUGGAAUAAAAAAUCAGCUCAAGAUUUUAUUUAAAUAUGGACAUUUAAUGUGAUAUUCUCAAGAUUUUUUUUGCUCGUUCCAAUUCAACAAAACUUUCGAAACCUAAUGCUAUCGUACAGCCGCUAAAAGUAACGAAUUAAUAGCCUAAUGAUUAGUUAUAAAGUAGACAUCCCACUGCGUGCCUGCAAAAAUGAUCGACUGAUUAGGGAUUCUUCGAAUUCCACAUACCUGUAUAAAUAUUAAUAUUACUCGAUACGAUUCAUUCCCUGAUUAUAGUAACCAAUGUUGCGUUAGCAAAGUUCUUCUGUAUGUUGCUAUCGUUACGAUUGUAACGGAAUGUUUGUAUGAUGUGAUAAUACAUAUAUAUAUGGGACAGAUUUUCGUAUUACAUACUGCAAACUGACCUUGCCACCUAUAUUAUUGAUGGGCCAGUACCAACAGUUGAUUAGGUAUUUUAUGUAUACGAUUUUCUGGCAGUAUGAACUGUGAAAGUAUAGAUACUUUUACUACGAGAUAAAUAUACAGAUAUUUUAGCUGUAUAUGGGACUGAUGAUACACGACUUUAAGCAAGGAACGUUGAGAAUCGAUUGAAACUUCGAGUAAUUUUAAAAAAAAUUUAUAUGUAUAUUAUUAUAUAUUAUUAUUAUUAUUAUUAUUAUUAGUUUCGCAUGAAGACAUGUAGGUGUACUGUAUAGAUUAUAUAUUACAUACAAUAUGCGUGACGUCUUUUUCUACGAUGAGCAAAUGUAAUUUAUUGGUUUUUAUGUUUUUGAUUAUUAUUGUUUAUAAUAGACUCAGUUCCUUGGAGGCUGCAGGCACCAGUUUUCACCUGUAAUUAUAAUAAAUAUUGUACGAUAUCUCUUAUAUCUUAAAUAUUAUAAAUGUGAUUCCCUCUGCUAGGCAGGAGAAUUGUACUUUGCUGAAUAACUAAAUCUUCAUUCAAA